This is a messenger RNA of Cladocopium goreaui, 492 nucleotides long. The record is from the annotation of a GenBank genome assembly. NCBI's taxonomy places the organism in Eukaryota, Dinophyceae, Suessiales, Symbiodiniaceae.
AUGAAGACAUCGCGAAGCAGCCUGUGCCCUAGAAGUCAAGGUUGGCAUUUUGGACAGGGUGCAGGUUGCGAACCACUCACAGCCAUUCCUGUGCUGGGCUGGAAGGACUGCCGGCCAGUACCGGUGGCGGCACCAGCACGGGUAGCCCCGGUAGCGCCGGUAGCACCUGUGGCGUCGGCCGUGGGGCGUUUGUCAGUGGAUCGUGCUUCUACUGCUCAGUGUCGAGCGCCCACACCAGGCCCAAAGAUGGGCGUGAACGCGGUAGUUCAUGGAUUUGACCCAGGGCAGAAAGUGAAGGAGGAUGACUGGAGUGCUGCAACCACUUCCGUAGGAUGUGCUGAUGCUGUUUCCAGUGCUACCAGCUCCAUACCCGUCAAAGGUGGCUAUGGCCAUAGGCCAAGCCCACCAACCUCCGGUCAGCCGCGUCGUCCCUCCGGAACUGGUAUGGGACAGGCAAUGGACUCCGGCGAUAUCACCCAUGAGUUUGUCUGA